Messenger RNA from Habropoda laboriosa, 1533 nucleotides. RefSeq names its product Meckel syndrome type 1 protein homolog (gene Mks1). The transcript has 4 exons. Lineage: Eukaryota; Metazoa; Arthropoda; Insecta; Hymenoptera; Apidae. The coding region runs from base 1 to 1533 and encodes 510 amino acids. Gene Ontology annotation, cellular component: MKS complex. Gene Ontology annotation, biological process: cilium assembly. The record is from RefSeq and is a predicted model, not a curated record.
AUGUCAAAUAAAAUACGGAAAACAAAAAUAACCGCUAACUACAAAGUUAAAGAACCUAUAAAUAACUUUAAAAUAAGAGUCAAAAUCGUACAGCAAAGGUCUUUACUUGUAGAACUGCUCGAGAACGAAGGGGAUACGAGGGACUCGAAUUUUCUUGAAGAAGAAGACCGUACUUUUAACUGGCAGGAAAAAGUAUUCAGUCCAUUCGAACUAAGUUUUUACAGCGAAGAAAAAAAUUGCCUGAGUGAAUGUCAGAAGGAAUAUUAUCGACAAAUCAAAGAGAAGGAUAUUCAGGGUUCUCAACUGUACACUUAUACACAAAACGACUUGUACUAUGCGGAAAAGGAACUGUUAACGAAACCUUAUACAACGAAAUUGAUGAUCAGAAACCAAGCUGCAUUGCCGGCCUUGCAAAAUCGUAAACCUUUCCUUGAAAGGUACAAUAAAACGGUAGUAGAUGAUGCACCUAGUGAAACAAGGAUUCGAGCGAAUCAUUAUCUUUACAUGGACUCCUCUGUGAUGUAUGUCAUGGUUGAUUUAUCUCAACGAGAUAAAGCCUUGGCAAGCUCUGACAAGGAUGUGGAAACGGUGUUGUGUGUCAUUAUAUAUGACAAAUCGCACAAAAUUUUGUCAGUUAAUCCCGAUUUUACGAACGACCGUUAUUACACUAUCACGAAUUCCAGCGGUAUCCAAUUUAAUUAUUGGAUUGAGCAUGUUUCCGAGAAGCAGUCGUCAUUGGAAUUACAGCAACAACAAAACGAAUCACGACGGAAAAUUAAAGAGCAUCUGAUGUACAAAGGAGCUGAAAUAUGUCAUGGCUUGCAGCUAUUAUCACCAAAUGUACAUAAAUUUUUCAUAAAAUUGGAUAUUUUGUCAGCUCAUGACUUCUUCUUUGAUGGACUUUGCAUUUCUUAUCACAUAGACUUACCAGAGCAAUGGAGUACAAAUCAAACUGAUAGAUUAUUUGGAAGAACUCAGAGAUGUAACUUAAAGAAUAAUUCUGCAUAUUUUAGUUAUGCCACUGAAAUAGUAUUAAAUUUUCAAUCAACAUAUAUGACUGAUCAAAACUAUGUUUCAUCAUCUUGGCCUCGAUUGUUACUAACAGUUACAUCACUUGAUAGCUGGUUCAGAUACCGUACAGAGGGUUAUACAGCAAUGCCUUUGCCUGUAUUACCUGGUUCAUAUAGAUUCAAACUUCCAACUUGGCGACCAACAGGAAGCAUUAUUAAUUCUCUUAGAAGAUUUUUCACAGGUGGUACUUAUGAAUUGGAAGAUAUAACUUACUGCAGUAUCCCCAAAGGAUAUGAAGAUAAAAUGUUAAAUAAGUCACAAUUAAUGGUUACAUCCAGUGGUUAUAUAAAAUUAAAUAUAAAUAUUAUUCACAAAACUCAUAGUUCAAUUAAAGAUAGUGAUCAGAUAGAUUACUUUCAAAGACUCAGUACAAAUAAACUUAUGACUAAUGUAGAGAAUGUUUUUGAACAAUUUAAAGCAGCCAGAGAACGUAUGUUACAAAUAAGAAAUUUAAAUAUUUAA